Messenger RNA from Cuscuta epithymum, 1496 nucleotides. Lineage: Eukaryota; Viridiplantae; Streptophyta; Magnoliopsida; Solanales; Convolvulaceae. The record is from the annotation of a GenBank genome assembly.
AACCCAGCCAAAGCCUAAUCCAAGUGUUCAGCUAUUCCACUCACCUGCGGCCUCCUGAAGUCCUUAUGCGAAGAUUGAAGAACGGAGGUCGAAGAGGAGCCUGGCAGCCUGCGACGAAACGACGAAGACUGAAGACGCUGUGAACUGCGAACACCAGCCGACCAGCAGCCACCAUCCGCGGCGCCGGACGCCGUCUCCAACUCGACCUUCCUUUCUCUCCGGCUCUCCGCUCUGCCUGUAGCUCCUGAGCUCCAGCCUCUAGGUGACCAGGGUUUGGAUUAGUUUUGCCUAUUGGGGAAGAGAUGGCUCCAUUUCAAAAUAGAAAAAGGAAGUUGUCUGUGAAGCCGACCAUUCAGAAGAAGCAACAUAAUGUUGAUCAUAUAACAGGAGAAAAGAUUCCCAAGAGCUUUGUUUUUUCGAGGGGGAAGUUACCGGCUUCUCUUAGACAGCUGCAAAUGGACUUGAGAAAAUUGAUGCUUCCCUAUACAGCUCUCAAGCUUAGGGAAAAGAGGCGUAAUAAUCUCAAAGAUUUCCUAAAUGUUGCAGGACCUAUGGGCGUUACACAUUUUCUCAUGUUGUCAAAAACCAAAACUUCUCCUUACUUACGUGUUGCUAGGUCUCCACAGGGACCAACUCUUACAUUUAAAAUACUCGAGUAUUCAUUGGCUGCUGAUGUUGCCAAAUCUCAAUUGCGCCCAAGGUGUCCUCCGGAUCUCUUUAAAAACCCUCCCUUGAUUGUGCUCUCUGGUUUUGGGACCGGAGAACAACAUCUGAAGCUCACAACUAUAAUGUUUCAGAAUAUCUUCCCAGCCAUUGAUAUUAACACUGUCAAGCUUUCUUCUUGCCAAAGGAUUGUGCUUCUUAAUUAUGACAAGGAGAAGAAACUUAUUGACUUUAGGCAUUACUCAAUCAGACUGCAGCCGGUUGGUGUUUCACGUAGGAUAAGAAAAUUUGUGCAAAGCCAUCAAGUACCCAAUCUAAGCAAUCUUCAAGAUAUGAGCGACUUCGUUACCAAGGCUGGUUAUGGAUCAGAAAGUGAAGCCGAUGAUGAGGCAGCUAUGGUAAAUUUACCAACCGAUCUUGGUAGAUUAAACAGAGCCUCUACAAAAAGUGCUGUCAAACUUCAAGAAAUUGGACCCAGGAUGACUCUCCAAUUAGUCAAGAUCGAGGAAGGACUAUGUUCUGGUGGUGUCAUAUUUAAUGAAUUUGGAAAUAGUGCUGCUGAGAAGCAAGAUGGAAGCAAAGCUGAACCCAAACAAGAAAGUGGAGAUGAGGAAGAGGAAGAAGUAGAUGAAGAGGAAGAGGACGAACAAGAAAUUGAGGAAGAUUGAGAAUAGCUUGUUUGCAAAUCAGCAUCAAUGCCUUCAAAUGUUUUGAUUAGUUUCUGUAGCUCAACUAUGUUCUUAGUUCAAAUUAUGUCAAUUUUUGUGUCCUAAAUUUGUUAAACCACAAGAAUGAAAAUUUGCAUGACUUUUCUUCGAAGCCGGAACAUGGUU